Hirundo rustica (Barn swallow) is the source of this 1447-nucleotide messenger RNA. RefSeq names its product claudin 16 (gene CLDN16). Gene Ontology annotation, molecular function: structural molecule activity. The transcript has 6 exons. Gene Ontology annotation, cellular component: bicellular tight junction; plasma membrane. The record is from RefSeq and is a predicted model, not a curated record. Gene Ontology annotation, biological process: cell adhesion; bicellular tight junction assembly. Lineage: Eukaryota; Metazoa; Chordata; Aves; Passeriformes; Hirundinidae. Bases 101 to 814 code for a protein of 237 amino acids.
UGGUCAUCUGGGACACUGAGGCUCUGUCUCUACCCUGGCUUUAGGAACAAGGCUGGACGCUCUUGUCCGCACUCCCUGGAUGUGCUGAGCACCUGCUGGCAUGAAGUUUUUCCUCCAAUAUGUGGGCUGCAUUUUUGCUUUUUUCUCUGCUGGGUUUUUGGUAAUAUCUACCUGGACAGACUGCUGGAUGGUGAAUGCUGAUGACUCCCUGGAGGUGAGUACAAAAUGCCGUGGCCUGUGGUGGGAAUGUGUCACAAACGUUUUUGAUGGGAUCCAAACUUGUGAUGAGUAUGACUCCAUCUACGCCGAACAUUCUGUGAAGCUGGUGCUGACCCGAGCCAUGAUGAUAACAGCAGACAUCCUGUCAGGACUUGGAUUUCUCUUCCUGGUCCUGGGACUGGACUGUGUGAAAUUCCUUCCCGAUGAGCCUCUCAUCAAGCUGCGCAUCUGCCUGGCGUCUGGGGUUAUGUUGCUCCUUGCAGGUCUCCCUGGCAUCACGGGCUCAGUGUGGUACGCUGUGGACGUCUACAUGGAGCGCUCCUCUCUGCUCUUCCACAACGUGUUCCUGGGCAUCCAGUACAAGUUUGGUUGGUCCUGCUGGCUCGGCAUGGCAGGGUCAUUUGGCUGCUUCUUGUCUGGGUCCCUGCUCACCUGCUGCAUGUAUCUCUUCAGAGAGACCAGUUCUGGAAGACUCCAUUAUGCCUACUCCUCGAGGAAAGGCUAUUCCUCAGCUGUGACCGUCGUAACAAACAUGCAUUUGCCAUCCUCGCAAACAGCCACCUCCAAAAUGUAUGCGGUGGACACAAGGGUGUGAGGAGGAGAUGCAGUUGAAUUUCAAGGAUCUACUGUAUGCUGCAACAUUUGCAUUAUGAGAGCUUCAAAAUACCUUUCCUCCAAGAAAGUAAACUCUGAGAAGAUCCUUCUUCCUGGAAUCCUCUUGUCUUGGGUGCUGAGGCCACGUGCAUAAACAUGGACUGAAAUAACCAACACAAACUCUUCUCAGCAUUUGUCUUAACACUAUUGGUAGAAGUGAGAUAAAUCAGCCAUUCCUGAACCAGACAGCAGUGUUCUGCAUGAAGAUCCCCAAACUGCAAGAUGGAUCUCUUCCAUCUCUGGCAAUGUGUCAACAGAGUCUGCAAAGGAGAAAUCCCUGGCAAAAGGAGGGACUGACUGUCUGACCAACACAUCUGGACCCUGUGCACUCAGCGUGGGGGUCUGCCCCUCUUACAGGCAGCUGGGGAGCUUUUCAGGAGAUAAGAGAUGUGUUAAAUGUCUGACCCUCUCUUUGGUCCAUGAACCUCUGCACUGAGAAAAGAGUGUAAAUGCAGCUGUGUUCUUCCCUGAAAAAUACCGUCCUUCUCAGUCAGUGUUAAAAGGUACACUACAGAAUCUCUAAACUCACUGAAAUCUGGAAACCGCCAGCUUCAUUCUGCUUAAUAAAAACAUU